AUUAAAUAAAUAAAGAUGGUAAUUAUAAUUCACGCGCUUUGCCCUUUUCUUCUUCAAGUCUUCUUCUUCACAAUUCACAUCCUCCUCCAUCAUCAUCUCCCCCAUCCAGCAGCACUCACAACUUUCCUCAACCCUCUUCAACAGUUGCACACCAACAUCAUCAGCAAAUACCUUUCUUUCUCUAUUCAGGUACUCUUAGGUGAGCAAAUCAUGAGUUGCUUUGGUUGUUGUGAGGAAGAUGACAUGCAUAAAGCUGCGGGUAAUGGGCCAUACAUGACAACACACUCUGCGGGCAACCCUGCAGGGUAUCAUUCCACAGAAACAGCACAAAAGGACAAACAGACUAUCACUAUGCAACCGAUUGCUGUCCCUGCCAUUCUGGUGGAUGAGUUGAAGGACAUCACAGAUAAUUUUGGUUCCAAGUCUUUGAUUGGUGAGGGAUCCUAUGGAAGGGUGUACCACGGAGUCCUGAAAAGUGGACAGGCGGCAGCAAUUAAAAAGUUAGACUCUAGCAAGCAGCCAGACCAAGAAUUUUUGGCACAGGUGUCCAUAGUCUCCAGAUUAAAGCAUGAAAAUGUGGUUGAGCUACUUGGGUACUGUGUGGAUGGUGGCCUGCGAGUGCUCGCUUAUGAGUAUGCUGCAAAUGGGUCCCUACAUGACAUUCUUCAUGGACGCAAAGGUGUCAAAGGUGCACAGCCAGGUCCAGUCUUGUCAUGGGCACAAAGAGUUAAAAUUGCUGUGGGAGCUGCAAAAGGACUAGAAUACUUGCAUGAGAAGGCACAGCCUCAUAUUAUUCAUCGUGACAUCAAGUCGAGCAAUGUCCUACUUUUUGAUGAUGAUGUUGCUAAGAUUGCGGAUUUUGAUUUGUCAAAUCAAGCCCCUGAUAUGGCAGCUCGUCUUCAUUCAACUCGUGUUCUUGGGACUUUUGGUUAUCAUGCUCCUGAAUAUGCGAUGACUGGGCAGCUAAGUUCAAAGAGUGACGUUUACAGCUUCGGUGUGGUACUUCUGGAACUGUUGACUGGCCGUAAACCAGUCGAUCAUACACUGCCGAGGGGACAGCAGAGUCUUGUGACAUGGGCUACACCCAAGCUCAGUGAAGACAAGGUCAAGCAGUGUGUCGAUGCUAGACUGAAUGGCGAAUACCCUCCUAAGGCAGUUGCAAAGAUGGCUGCGGUUGCUGCCUUGUGUGUGCAAUAUGAAGCUGAUUUUCGGCCAAACAUGAGCAUUGUAGUAAAAGCUCUCCAGCCUCUGUUGAAUACUCGAUCUGGACCUUCUACUGAUACACCAAACUUGUGAAUACUUUCAUCUCCUUAAACCUCGAAAGCUUGCUGAAUUGGCGAGGCUAUUAUAUUUAUUAUGUUAUGAUGGUAUUGACGGAUUUGAAUUCUUAUGAAAAAAACUGUGAGCAUUUUCUGAUGCAGAGCUGUUAGAACUAUAGAGCAAAGUGAAACUAUUAUUAUGUGUACAACAGUUUGAGCUGCACAGAUUAGGGUGGUUGUUGGAUUUGUGUAAAAAUGAUUUUUACUUUGGGUUUA
Molecule: messenger RNA, 1535 nt
Organism: Sesamum indicum (sesame)
Lineage: Eukaryota; Viridiplantae; Streptophyta; Magnoliopsida; Lamiales; Pedaliaceae
Product: Protein kinase superfamily protein
Biological process (GO): protein phosphorylation
Molecular function (GO): ATP binding; protein kinase activity
Source: RefSeq, a predicted model, not a curated record